AUGCCUACUAUAGCACAGAAAUUAUGUCAAGAUAUUGUAGUUCCAGGAUUAAAAUUAGACGAAAAUGUAAAAGGUAUGGCGUCUGGGAAGUUGCUUAGUAGUUCUAUUAGGCACAGUGUUAAAUCAACAAUAAGCCAGCGAUCCGGGAGUUUGGACAGGGCGAAGUUAUUGAAAUAUGAACCGCCAAACAUAAAUAACUCCAAACUACGAGGAAAUAAAUCUGGAGUAACUGUUACAAAAAAGAAUAUAACUAACACAUCGGUUAACACCCUUGUAUCGGGACCAUUGAAAUGCGACAACAACUGUGUAACAUCACUUAGAAAACGAAAUAAUCAGGGAAAUUGCAAAUGUAUGGAUGGUAAGAAGAAAGUGAACACUAAAGAAACUCAAACCUUGCUUAAAGUUAAUUAUUCUUUGUCAGACAAAGCCUGCUUUCAAUGCAUAGAGCAGGUUAGCUGUGGCACCCAAAUCCUCGAUAAUAAAAGCAAUGUCAUGAAACAAAUUGGUAUAAAUGUUAAUAGCUUGAAACCACCAACAAGAGUGAAAGAAUAUGACGAAGACAUUUAUCACAGUGAUCAAAAUUCUGAUAGAUGUACAUUCAAAUCACAGGAUAGAAGUAGAUUUUCAUCUAACACCAGUUGUAAACCAAAUUUGAGAUACAUAAGUGCAAAACGCUGGGCAGUGACAAACUUUCCAACCAGAGGCCCAGAUUUCUAA
This is a messenger RNA of Danaus chrysippus (African queen), 717 nucleotides long. NCBI's taxonomy places the organism in Eukaryota, Metazoa, Arthropoda, Insecta, Lepidoptera, Nymphalidae. The record is from the annotation of a GenBank genome assembly.